CUUGUAAUCCAAGCAUGAAACUAUUGGUAGUGUUUAUUUAUCUGUCUGUUGCACUAGUAAGUGGCAACGAGACGACGGAAUCACCCGAGCCUGAAAAUAUCAUAAUCGGUGGCUCUGAGGGUAGAGCUCCCUAUAUGGUCGGCCUGGUGCUAGGAACGUACGGAACCACUCAAACCGGAUUAUGCGGAGGUGCCAUCAUUUCAAAUAAUUUUGUUGUAACCGCUGCCCAAUGCUUGACCACGGACUUUGUGGAUAUUCACUACGGUUCCAAUACGAGGAGAGGCCUAUUCACUCACAGGGUGACAAGAGGCGAUUACUAUGUUCAACCACAAUGGCCACUUGAUAGAGGCUAUGAUAUCGGUUUGAUACGGACACCGCAUUUGGCAUUCACGUACUGGGUCGACAUGGUCAAUUUGCCAAGUUCCAGCUACAAUCGCUAUGACAACCAGUGGGCAGUUGCAUGCGGAUGGGGCGAACAAGCCAAUAAACAAUAUGCACAAACUCUGCAGUGCGUCAGCAUGGAGAUCAUGGGCAAUGACUUGUGCGCUAGAUACUAUGGCCCACUAUCCGAAGGCACAUUGUGUACACGGACACCUGGUGCCCAAUCCACCUGUCCCGGCGACAAUGGCGGUCCACUGGUUACAGAACAGAAUCCCACUUUGGUUGGUGUGACCACAUUCUUUUCGCCUGGCGGCUGCACUGCCGGUCAUCCAGCUGGUUUCACUAAUGUGGCCUUCCACGUCAAUUGGAUACGCUCAAUAAUACACCAGGGUGUUCGGUAUUAUUAGUGAAAACCAAUUGAAGAAUAUCAGCAUAUGAUAAUCUUAUAAUAAAUAUAUCAUGAAGCAAUUA
Drosophila grimshawi is the source of this 852-nucleotide messenger RNA. RefSeq names its product serine protease 3. The record is from RefSeq and is a predicted model, not a curated record. The transcript has a single exon. Lineage: Eukaryota; Metazoa; Arthropoda; Insecta; Diptera; Drosophilidae. The coding region runs from base 15 to 788 and encodes 257 amino acids. Gene Ontology annotation, molecular function: serine-type endopeptidase activity. Gene Ontology annotation, biological process: proteolysis.